GGAGUGGGAGUUUUUUUCCGUGGUUUUGUGUAGUAGUGGUUUGUAUGUAAAAAUGAAGAAAUAGCGUAUUAAAGGUUGUAUUGUGUCCAACUCGCGGGUUAUCUACCUCAUUUUUCUGUUCGCCCAAUUCGAUCGUGCUUAGUUAAAAUGUCGGGUGAUCACAAAACAUUGAUAAAAGGCAGUCCAUCACAGUAUGUAAAGCUGAAUGUGGGCGGUACUCUUUUUUAUACAACUAUUGGCACUCUCACCAAGAGUGACAAUAUGUUGAGAACAAUGUUCAGUGGCAGGAUGGAGGUGCUGACUGAUUCUGAAGGGUGGAUAUUAAUUGACCGCUGCGGGAAGCACUUUGGCACAAUCUUAAACUACCUCCGUGAUGGCACAGUGGCUUUGCCAGACAACUAUCGUGAUAUCAACGAGCUUCUGGCAGAAGCCAAAUAUUUUCUUAUUGAAGAGUUGACAGAGUCCUGUCAGCAAGCUCUAGCCAAAAAGGAAAGAGAUGCAGAGCCAAUCUGUAGAGUACCUUUGAUAACUUCUCAAAAGGAAGAGCAGUUGCUCAUUAUGGCAACUGCAAAACCUGUGGUUAAGCUGCUGAUCAACCGGCACAACAACAAAUACUCAUACACAAGCACAUCUGAUGACAACUUGUUGAAGAACAUUGAAUUGUUUGACAAACUGUCAUUACGCUUUAGUGGACGGGUGCUGUUCAUAAAAGAUGUAAUUGGAUCUAAUGAGAUUUGCUGUUGGUCCUUUUUUGGCCAUGGCAAAAAAUGUGCUGAAGUUUGCUGCACUUCUAUUGUGUAUGCCACUGAUAAAAAACAUACCAAAGUUGAGUUUCCUGAGGCUAGAAUUUAUGAGGAGACUUUGGGCAUAUUACUAUAUGAGAGCCGAAAUGGCCCUGAUCAAGAUUUGAUUCAAGCAACGUCAUCACGUGGUGCUGUUGGUGGCCUUUCGUGCACCAGUGAUGAGGAAGAGGAGCGCUCUGGACUUGCGCGACUUCGUUCCAACAAACAGAACAAUCAAUCUUAGCUGUUACAGUCCGGCUUGGCACGCCUCAGAAACUCUAAGCGAACAAAUGUCUGAUACAGAGCUGGUUCAAUUCUGUCAUUUUGCUGGCUGCCUUGCUUCGGUCUGUAGAAUUUUCUGAGCUGUAGCCCUGUCUCUGUGAUGUUGUCUGUGGUGAGCUCUCUCAUGAACAAACAUUGAAGGUAUGUAAUGUGGAGGCAUUGUGGUUCAAGUGAAAAAUUUUAAGGACAUCUUUUCAUAAAUGUUUAUGUGUUUACAUAUCCGUUCUGUGUAUAUUGGAGUAAAGUAGACAUAACAAAGAGAAACCUAGAAAAGAAAAUAGUAUAGAGUACCUAUAUCACAAAUGUAAUUGUACAAAGUAUUGUCACAUAUCCUUGUAAAUCCCAUAGAUGGAUGUAAUUCUGUAUUUGAAAUUUGUUUAGUAUACAAUUCAAUGUUAUAAUACCAAACUUACAGUAUUUAUUAUUGAUGUUCCCUCUUGAUGUGUGUAGUAAAGUGGAAAUGAAAGAGCAACUUCUCUUCUCCAUGGAUGUUUAAAUUUCAAUUAUAUCUGUGUCUGUAAACUCUGUAAGUGUAUAAUAGAAUAUUUAGUAAACUUAUAAGAAUUAUAAAUAUACAUGUACAAGCUUUGAAAUAUUUUAAUGUUACUAUAAAAAUUACUUACAUCGCUCAAGUAAUUGCCAAAUCAGUGUUGUUUGUUAGCUAGAGUAAGAUCUUGUUCCUGACAUUUUUGUGAAAGCUCACCAUUAUGAUUAUUGUGAUUUACUGCCACUGCUACAAUUUAAGUAUAAGAGACAUUUUCAAAUCUUAAUCUAAUGGACUAUGUUGUACAUAGUAAUGCUUUAUAAAAAUAGAUUUUCUUAGAUAACAUAGUAAAAAUUAGUUAGAUUGUGAAACAGUCUAGUCUGAUAUUUAUUAUUUAAAGUUUAUUCAUUCAAUUUAAUUCACGAUGCAGGGACAGUUUGGAGGCUAUUCGAUUCAGUAUAAAACUAGUUGAUAUGUCUUAUAUCAAUGUUGUAUUUGUCAGAAUUAAAUUUACAAUAAUAAGUGUAGAAAAGUAUACAAGUAUUUUUGAAAUGGUGUAACAUUUAACAUUAAUUUAGAAGUGAUUUAUAUUUUUGUUUUGGGUUCUGUAAUAUUCCACAUUUAAACAAAUGCAGUCUUAUAUCAUUUUAAGUUAUUAUUGUAAGAUGCCAUAGUCGUUUAAUUUCAUCUUAG
Messenger RNA from Hyposmocoma kahamanoa, 2241 nucleotides. Its product is annotated as BTB/POZ domain-containing adapter for CUL3-mediated RhoA degradation protein 3. Gene Ontology annotation, biological process: protein homooligomerization. Lineage: Eukaryota; Metazoa; Arthropoda; Insecta; Lepidoptera; Cosmopterigidae. Gene Ontology annotation, molecular function: protein binding. Bases 148 to 1026 code for a protein of 292 amino acids. The record is from RefSeq and is a predicted model, not a curated record. The transcript has 3 exons.